Molecule: messenger RNA, 835 nt
Organism: Musa acuminata subsp. malaccensis (wild Malaysian banana)
Lineage: Eukaryota; Viridiplantae; Streptophyta; Magnoliopsida; Zingiberales; Musaceae
Source: RefSeq, a predicted model, not a curated record
ACAGCUUAGCAGCCAUCCAGCGAUGGUUUCUUCUUCGCUUCGGUCAUUGCCCGAGAUGGAUCAUUCUAUCCUUCCCACCUCGGCUCCGACACCUCCCUCUGUCUCCAACGCCGCCACUGCUGUAUCCCCGCCCUCGUCUCCCAGCUUCCUCCUGCGGGUCUCCGUCUUCCUUGUCCUCGCUGCCUUCUCGCUGUGGGCAAAUUUUGAAGCUUCCAAGGGCUUCGAGAUCGCCGUCAUCAACGCCGCCUCCGACACACAUGCGGCCCGGCGCUUCCAUCUCCUGUUCGUCUCCAACGGCCGCGCCGCCAGACUAGUCCUCAGCUCGAGCGAUUUCGUUGAGCGCGUCCUCUAUCCGGAUGAUUCGUUCCCUAGGAAGCCAGUGGGGCGGGUAACGCUUUACAUGGCCGCCUUAGACCUCAACGAAACCGUCCUGGUCAGCCGUGGCCGCCGCCCAGGCGAGUUCGUAGUUCGGAUGAGCCAAGCCGUCAUGGGGGAGUCCGACGUGCAGGUGUCGGUGGCCUCCGCGGUGCAACGGGGCAUGGCCCGCGUGUGGCUCUGGGACGGGCGAGGCCGGGCGCCGAGAUCGCUUCUGGAUGCCAUGGUAGACUACCUCACCGUCUCAACCGGUCUGGUGUCGCCACGGAUGAGGCGGAACGACGACAGUGCCGCACUCAACGCUGCUCCGUGCUGGGCGGAGCAAGAUCGGUUGUGUGUAGCACGCAUGAACCGAGCCAUGCAGGAGGAAUGGAACGAAAGCAAGCUAGAGGAUGCCUGCGGCCUGCCUUCUGAAAGCUGUGCUCGGUCUUCCUACUCCUCAUUUGAGACAGUAUGACCA